This is a messenger RNA of Clupea harengus (Atlantic herring), 1227 nucleotides long. It is a transcript of the gene arb2a, whose product is annotated as family with sequence similarity 172 member A. Gene Ontology annotation, molecular function: siRNA binding. Gene Ontology annotation, biological process: regulatory ncRNA-mediated heterochromatin formation. The annotation marks the transcript as partial. The transcript has 9 exons. NCBI's taxonomy places the organism in Eukaryota, Metazoa, Chordata, Actinopteri, Clupeiformes, Clupeidae. The record is from RefSeq and is a predicted model, not a curated record. Gene Ontology annotation, cellular component: nucleus.
AACGUCACACUUCCGUUUCCUGCAGUUUCUUCCUGUUUUCUGCAACAAGGAAGCAGAAGAUGCAUGAUGAUUGAGAUUUCCAAAUUUGCUUGUUGUGAUGGCUGAUUGUCUGACACACUGAAGACGUCCAUGCUGGUCAGAGCAGAGUGGUGCAUAUUCUUCUUUUUCGUUGUAAACAUGGCCCAGAUGGCUCAAGAGGACAAAGAGAAGACAACUGCUCUGAAAGAUUUACUGUCAAGGAUAGAUCUCGACGAGCUGAUGAAGAAAGACGAGCCUCCCCUCACUUUCCCAAAGACACUGGAGGAAUUUGAGUAUGCCUUUAAUGAGCGUGGCCAGCUCAGACACACUAAGACUGGCGAGGCCUUCAUCUUCAACUACAGAGAGGACCUGCACCGGUGGAACCAGAAGCGCUACGAGGCUCUGGGAGAGAUCAUCACGCAAUAUGUUUACGAACGCUUGGAGGAAGAGUGCAACUUGACAAGAGAAAUCCUCCCGGUGGACGCCUCGGAGGACGAACCAAAGACCUUCAUCUACAUGAGUGAGGACGCGCUGUCCAACCCGGACCGGCUGCUGGUGCUGAUCCAGGGCAGCGGGGUGGUGCGGGCCGGACAGUGGGCCCGCCGGCUCAUCAUCAACGACGACAUGGACAGCGGCUCCCAGCUCCCCUUCAUCAAGCGCGCCAUUGAGGAGGGCUAUGCAGUGAUGGUGCUGAACCCCAAUGAGAACUUCCUGGAGGUGGAGAAGCCAGCGGCGGCGGUGCCCGUGUCCCAGCAGGAGCCCUCCCCCCCCGAGGGGCCCGAGGAGCCGGCCGAGAAGCGGGAGCGCAAGGAGGAGCGCGAGGGGGGCCGCAAGAAGAGAGACUUCUACGAGAAGUACCGGAACCCGCAGAAGGAUAGGGAGACUGAGCACAUACCUAUACGGGAGAACAGCAGCCCAGAGGAGCACACCCUGUAUGUGUGGGACAACUUUGUGUCCAGAGCGGCCGCCAGGAACAUCUUCAUCAUCGCCCACAGCUACGGCGGCCUCUCAUUCGUCGAGCUGAUGAUUCAGCGGGAGGCCGAGGUGAAGAACCGUGUGUGUGCCGUGGCCAUGACGGACUCUGUUCAUAAUGUUUGGCAUCAAGAGGCCGGCAAGUCCAUUCUGGAGUGGCUACAAGAGGUGAGACUAUGUCCACUACUUCAUCCCUCUCUCCCUCCCUCUCUCUCCUUUCAUUUAUCUCUCUCUCUC